Molecule: messenger RNA, 2876 nt
Organism: Botrytis cinerea B05.10
Lineage: Eukaryota; Fungi; Ascomycota; Leotiomycetes; Helotiales; Sclerotiniaceae
Exons: 3
Coding region: 523-2538 (671 amino acids)
Source: RefSeq, a predicted model, not a curated record
GGCAGAAACUUGUUGGAUGAAUAUCCAUCUGGAUAUCCUCGAGAUUCGAAAAGACGAUUGAAUCCAUAGCGAUCGCUCCUCGGCCUGUCAAUUCCAUGUCGAAAUAUCUCAACCAUCCGUCGGAGCUUUGUUUCGUACCUCGAAGCUCAGAUUUCCAAGUAUUUUGCCAGUCGUCAACAUGUCAAGAAUCAAGAUGCACAAAGAAACGGCGCCUCAUUGCUUGAAUGGCGUGUACCCGAAUACGUCAUAGACGGGAAAUGCUCAAGACUAUCUAGGUGGGCAGGAUCGAAUCAACAUUCCUAACCGUUUCUUAUAAUAUUGAUAAGACAUAUGGGGAUGCCAUACAAAGCCAAGCUAUAUUUUCUUUUCCCAUGAUACAUGAUAUCGAAUUCUCAACUCUCAAUGUUCUCUCCAUUGUAACACUCAGCAACAUCCUCAUUUCAUUCGACUCCAAUACCGCCUUUCCUCGGCCUUUGGCCACAUUGAUACGGUCUUCCUCAUCUGCCAAUUCGACACAGAAUCAUGGAUACAGGUACCUUCCACGAUGUUCCGAGUCUCAACGACCCCCACGCUGUACCAACAGAUCCCUAUCGUGGACGCGCGCAACCAAUUCACAAUCUACCUAUCAGAGUCGAAGCCCACGAAGAAGACAUACCUACUGAUAGCCAUGCUCUCGCAAUCGCAGAUCACGAAGAAAAGGGUGCAGCACAACUAGAUCAUGGAAGUGUUGAAGUGAGAGAUUUGGGCUGGAAUGAUCAGCAUGACGAUUUUCCCACCCCCCUGGUCGGAGGUUUACCAAACGAAGACCUAUGGACUUUAAUUCGGCGAUUCAAUAAGCAGAUGUAUCAUGUCAAAUCGCUGCCAGAGCCACCACUUGGAGGCCUGGACUUGAAUAUUGCGGAUGAAGAGGAAUUCUCACCAGAUAAGUUGAGGGCAAAUGUAGAGCGACUGUAUAUGACAGUGAUCGUCGGACUUGUGACCUUUUGGAAACAUAUUGCGAGGUUGAGGUCAUGGAGGGAAAGAGAUCGCACAAUUGUUUUCGCAUCAGUCUACUUCCUGGCUUGGCUGAUAGACUUCCUAGUGCCAACCAUCGUUGGAUUUCUGAUUGUUCUUAUAGCAUGGCCGCCAGCAAGAGAAUACUGCUUUCCUCCAGCACCACCCGCACUUAUUGAUAGCACAACAGGAGGAAUCAAGAAGCCGACUGCAGGAGUGCUGGGUAACGAUACUAGUUUGACUGGAGCCCCCGAGAAAUACCGAGGAGAGGCAGUUGAAAAAGAAGCUAGCAACUUCGUAAAUAGCUUUACCUCCAUUGCAAUCAGUAGUACAGCGGGGAAGCACCCCCAGGGAGACCCAUCUAGCGAUGAGGCGGCGCCCAGCGCUCUCGAAGACGCAACGCCAGACCUAACAAACCUUGCAGUCCAUGCCGCAGAUGCAAAGGGAAGUAGUGCAGGGGAUCAAACAAAUAGCCUACAUGAUAAAACAAAGGAGCCAAUGUCGGCAGCGAUGUGGUCAAAAACCAGACCUGUUAUGCAUACCAUUGCUGACAUAUCUGAUGGAUGGGAGAGGUUUGCAAAUGCAUUGUCUCCAACACCACCAUUUCCUCUUGACACACCUCGACUGAAGCUCGCUGGCUGUCUUGCACCUUUGCUCCUUAUCUCUAUGUUUACCAGUACCUAUAUGUUCAUGAAAAUGAAUGGGUUGUUCAUUGGGUUUGGGUUUUUUGGGGAUCCGUUGAUUUGGAGAGGGCUUUCAUACUUGAAUGGCGAAUUCCCGAAUUGGCAGAAGCUAUUGGAGAUUAGAAACACUUUACUCAAAGGUGUCCCAACAAAUGCCCAACUUACAAUCACAUUAUUGCGAAUUGGUGAAGCCAAUAAAGCUCCAAUUCCACCACCUCCAUCCUCGUCCUUACCACCACCUGAUGUUGCGCACGCUACAGCGGGAGAGGAUCUCGAUCACCUUGAAGGUGUAUCCGAGGCAGAAAUGGCUGAUGCCAUCCAUCCCGACAUGGAUGCGACCACAACCAGCAUAGAUCAGUCAAAACCUAAGAAGAAAGGCCACCGUCUGUUGGCGGCCUUUAAAAGUGUUACCAAAGGCGGUGUCGAGACUGCCCUGGGAACGGAUAGAUUGAAGGCUGCAGCUGGAGCAGAACAUGCGAAAAAUCGUCUUGGUGUUUUAAAGGAUGGGACGGACGAUCCGGCGGGUCCUAUACGCUUUCCCUCUAGAUACAAGGGUCAGAAAGGACAUGCAUAUAUCACAGCCACCGCAACAACUCCGGCAUUGAGCUGGACGACCGAGAAAGAGGACAUUGAUCCCGUCUUCUCCAUAGCGAUAGCUGAUAUUAUGGAGAUUAAGAAGGUUGGUGGGCUAGGUUGGAAAAGUAAGCUCGUAGUAGGGUGGGCUACAUCACGAGAAAUUGCGGAUGGACUUCUUGUCAUCGACAAAGCCGGGGACCGAAAACAACUUACCGCCAUCGCAUUACGGGAGGAAUUGUUCAAUCGCCUAGUUUCCGUGGGCGCACAAAUGUGGGAAGCAUGGUAGAGAGCGUUUGGACGCUCAUUGGUUUUGUGUCUUGGUUCCCUGCUCUCCUUGGCCUGCAUCGAUUGGGGUGCAACGAUAUUAGUAGAAAGGCGCUUAUCGAGAACGUCAAAUACAUAUGUAGUGUUUGUUAUCUCGAAGCGAAAAGUAAAGCCAUAGGUUCCCAGGUGGCCAAUUGCCCCAAAAUAACUACCGAAUAAAACUUGCUUGUUUUCUAGGGUCGUCAUUGCAGAUGCUCGGCAGUCAAACCCUGACUUCUAUAUACAGAGAGCUCUUGUACAUGGUCCUGCGUAAGGUUGCAUAAGCGGUCGAAGAAUGAAGUUUGAAUGGCUGGGGAUGAA